This is a messenger RNA of Zasmidium cellare ATCC 36951, 786 nucleotides long. RefSeq lists its product as uncharacterized. The transcript is spliced from 2 exons. The coding region runs from base 1 to 786 and encodes 261 amino acids. NCBI's taxonomy places the organism in Eukaryota, Fungi, Ascomycota, Dothideomycetes, Mycosphaerellales, Mycosphaerellaceae. The record is from RefSeq and is a predicted model, not a curated record.
AUGUCCUCCCUCACCUCCCCAAAAUCCUCCCCCAAACCCAUCAACCCCCAACCCACCUCCCAACUCUUCACCCUCCUCCCGCCCGAACUCCGCCUCCGAAUAUACUCCUACAUCCUCCCUCCCACAAAACCCCGCGCCCUCUACCUCACCCGCGAUGUCUGGACGAGGAAAGAACCCCGACCAUGCCGGACUUUCCUCGGGAUCUUCCUCGUUUGUCGGAGGAUGUACGACGAGACGGUCGAUUUUCUGUACGCUCGACAUGAAUUGCUGCUGGGGAGUGCGCAUCCGCCCCUGCAGAAUCGUGUCGGGGCUCUGGAGGAGUACACGCGAGUUUUCCAGCGUGCGCAGCGGAUCCGGUUGACGUUGUUCGUUACGGGCGAGUUGGCGCAGGAUAACGUCCUCAUAGCGUUGAUGGGCUGGUUGAAAGCCGUCUUGACGGAGAGGGAGAGGCCAAUGAAGUUACUGACGUUGGAGUUCUGUGCGAUCAGACCGACAUUGGACUGCAGACCUACUGCUCUCUUGUACGCCGCGCAGGGGUUCCGCAGUCUGGGGCCAACGAAGUUUGUGUUUCAAUGUGGGUUUAGAGGCGUGGGGAGUGAGAGUGCCAUGGAGGCAUUGAUGCAGCAUGCGAAUGAGAAGAUGAGGGUGCCGGUGAGGACGCCGGUGUCCGCUGAGGAGGCUUUGGAGAGGUUUUUGGUGGUUUGGAGGAGGAGUCAGCCGGCUGGAUAUGUGACUUUUUCGAAGUCGCUCAGUAAUCGCUGGUUGAAGACGACGUUCGAGGUGUGA